Cynara cardunculus var. scolymus (artichoke) is the source of this 1386-nucleotide messenger RNA. RefSeq names its product WEB family protein At5g55860-like. The transcript has a single exon. The record is from RefSeq and is a predicted model, not a curated record. Lineage: Eukaryota; Viridiplantae; Streptophyta; Magnoliopsida; Asterales; Asteraceae. The coding region runs from base 1 to 1386 and encodes 461 amino acids.
AUGAUAAGUGAAGGAAAACAAGCAGCGAUUGAAAAGACAGAGGCUGCAAAAGCUCGAGCUCUAGAACUAGAAUUGUUAAGAUCCAGCAACAAAAGCGAAGUGAUCAGUAACGAUGGUUGGAAAGAUGAUGUUGACAACGAACGAAUGCAGUAUAAAACAUCCGCUAACGAACUUAUUUCGAUCAAGCAAGAGCUCACUAACCUUAAACAAGAUUUCGAUGCCGCCUUAGAAGCUAAGUUGGCUGCUUUUCAACAGGCUGCAGAUGCCCAACAUGCUGCAAAAGUCAACCAUGAGAAAAUGGUUGAACUCGCCAAAGAAGUCGAGAACAUGCGUGAAACCCUUCAUCGGGUGAAACUUGCUUCCGAGAAAGCUCAUGAAGAGCAUUUGAAUGUUAUUGACGAAAAAGAAGCCCGAAUACAGCCAAUCAGAAAAGCUAAAGAAGAGAUUGACUUAAAAAUUCAGUCUUUGAGAAAAGGAAGUGAAGUAUCAGAACUUAGAAGUUUAGGACAAAAACUUGAAGAAACAACCGAAGCCAUUAAUGUGUUAGAAGAACAGUUAACGGAGGUGCGAGCUGCAGAUAUGCAGACUUUAGAAAACGCCAAAUUAGAGGUCGAAGAAGCCAAAAGGCGAUUUGAAGAUAUAAAAGAAGAAGAAGCUUCACUUGCAGCCGUGGUGGAAACACUGAAGCAAGAGCUCGAGAAUGUGAAGCAGGAUAUAUCUUUGUUGAAGGGAGAUGACGCAAAGAGGGAGCAACAGCAAGUCGAAUUAGACAAACUUAAACAGGAAAUCGAAGAGGCAACGACAGAAUUAACAAAAGCGACAAAUAGUAUCAAGGAACUAGAACUAAAGAUAAAAGAGACGAUUUCUGAAGCAGAAAAGGCGAAAAAAGAAGAAGAAGAGCUCAAAAAACAAGCAGAUACCCUUGCGAGACAAGCUGAACAUUCUGAGGCUGCCAACAAAGAAGCAGAAGAAAAGCUAGAGACUGCUCUGAGAGAGCUCGAAAAGGCAAAAGCAGCAGAACAGCUAGCAAACGAUCAAAUACGUAAAAGGACUUCAAAGAAUUCUGGGUCUGCUACGGAUUCAGCUAACGAUAACAAGAUCAGGCUAACGAAUCAAGAGUAUGAAGCUUUGAGCAAGAAAGCCGAAGAAGCAGGAAAAGCAGCUGAUGCAAAAGUGGCAACUGCUAUGGCUCAGGUGGAAACCAUUAAGAAAAAAGAGCGACAAACUCUCAUGAAGCUGGAAAAGAGUAUGGAAGAAACUAAAGAAAUAGAAGCUGCACUUUGUGACGCUUUAAAGAUGGCUGAGAUGGCGGAGGCAGCAAAACAGGCAAUAGAAAGUGAACUCAGAAAGUGGAGAUACAAGGAACAGAAUGAUGGUGUUGCAUAG